AUGGAUUGGUUUCACUGCAACCGGUGUUUCCAAAAAGAUGGGGCCCAUUUCUUUGUCACCAGCUGCGGCCAUAUUUUCUGUAAGAAGUGUGUGACUCUGGAAAAAUGUUCUGUUUGUGGAGCUGCCUGCAAGCAUCUGGCUCUUUCUGAUAAUCUGAAACCUCAGGAAAAAAUGUAUUUCAAAAGCCCUGUGGAGACAGCUUUGCAGCAUUUUAGCCACAUCUCUCAGGUGUGGAGUUUCCAGAAGAAACAAACAGAUCUCCUCAUCGCUUUUUAUAAGCAUAGAAUCACAAAGUUAGAAGCAGCCAUGCAGGAGGCACAGCAAACAGUGUCCAACCAGAACAAAGAGCUGUCAGUCUUAAGGAAAGAGAAUGAAGAACUAAAGAAAUUUCUAGCCAUCCUGAAGGAAUCUCCAAGUUGGUACCAAGGAAGCAGGUCAACCACACCUCGGCCAGUGGGCAUUACUUCCCCAUCACAGUCAGUUACUCCACGACCCAGUUCUCAGCAUAGCAGCCAAGUGGUCAGUCGGUCCUCCUCAGUGGAGUCUAUCCCUUAUACAGUGGCUGGCUUUAGUAGCAUGGGACAAGAAGCCAGAGGCCUUCAGGGAAGGAGCAUUCCAAGAGAUUCUUAUACUGAAACUCCUUCACCAGCUUCUACUCACAGCCUAUCCUAUAGAACUUCAUCUGCCUCCUCUGGACUGGGGACUUUUUCUUUCAGGCCACCCCCGAAUAGUAGGGAUUCGGGCCACACACAAGUACUCACCCCCAACAGUUCAGGUCAGGGGGAGAGUAGAACCCCACUAGAGAGUCUCCCUGGUUUCCAGCUACCGGUCCCUCAGACUCUCUACCAACAAAGGCAGAUGGGAUUAGCCACAGGGAGAGAAGCAUGGACCACUCCAAGAUAGACCAUCUUCAGGGUCUGAUCUAUACGUACUGAAGGACAGAAAUGCAGCAGCCAAUACCCAUUAGGCGUGAUGGCCUUUGAAAAUGUACCCCCUGCCCUGGCUGGUGUGGCUCAGUGGAUUGAGCACCAGCCUGCAAACCAAAGGGUUGCUGGUUCGAUGCCCAGGCAGGGCACAUGCCUGGGUUGCAGGCCAGGUCCCCAGUAAGGGGCGUGAGAGAGUCAACCACACAUUGAUGUUUUCUCCCUUUCUCCUUCCCUUCCCCUGUCUAAAAAUAAUAAAAUCUUUAAAAAAAAAUGUACCCCUACCUUGUUUCCCUUUGUACUUUCUCUCAAUCUUUACCUUA
This is a messenger RNA of Pteronotus mesoamericanus, 1246 nucleotides long. It is a transcript of the gene RNF212B, whose product is annotated as ring finger protein 212B. The transcript has 14 exons. Gene Ontology annotation, biological process: reciprocal meiotic recombination; protein sumoylation; homologous chromosome pairing at meiosis. Gene Ontology annotation, cellular component: synaptonemal complex. The record is from RefSeq and is a predicted model, not a curated record. The coding region runs from base 1 to 903 and encodes 300 amino acids. Gene Ontology annotation, molecular function: SUMO transferase activity. Lineage: Eukaryota; Metazoa; Chordata; Mammalia; Chiroptera; Mormoopidae.